This is a messenger RNA of Cololabis saira (Pacific saury), 10272 nucleotides long. It is a transcript of the gene fbn1, whose product is annotated as fibrillin 1. Bases 312 to 9023 code for a protein of 2903 amino acids. The transcript is spliced from 66 exons. Gene Ontology annotation, molecular function: calcium ion binding. The record is from RefSeq and is a predicted model, not a curated record. NCBI's taxonomy places the organism in Eukaryota, Metazoa, Chordata, Actinopteri, Beloniformes, Belonidae.
UCUGGAAUGCAUCAGCUCCUCUAACUUAUCUGUGUAAAAUCAACACCCAACUGGAUGCGCAAGAGAGGACUCCAAAAGUCACAAUGCGCAUCUAUUUAUAGCCGCUCAGCAAAAGGCUUGAGUGACUUUUCCUCUUCUCCGCAGUUUUGCGUCCAAGCGUUUAUUCAGCUGUACCUGCAAGGAGUGAAGCAGACCUUUAGUCGGGUCCAGGGCGAAUCUCCUGCUCUGGAGACAAGCUUUGACUCCGAAGGGCUGGGAAACUUCAUAUUUUCAUCCCACCGGCCACUGGAGUCGCACCGUUGAGAGUGGAUAUGCCGGACAGAAAGCGCGGAGGACGGCCGGCGCAGCUGGCGCAGCUGGCCGCGGCUCUGCUGGCCCUGCUGUCGCUCUCCGGCCUCGGCCUCUCCGCAGAUGUGCUGGACGCCGCGAACACCGACCUGGUGACCAAGCAUAACGACACCAGAGCCAGCAGGGCCAAGAGGAGGGGGGGCACCGACGUCCUCAGAGGACCUAAUGUCUGUGGGUCAAGGAACAACGCCUACUGCUGCCCAGGCUGGAAGACUCUUACGGGAGGAAACCAGUGCAUUGUUCCGAUCUGCAGGAGUUCAUGUGGAGAUGGUUUUUGCUCCAGACCCAACAUGUGCACCUGCCCCACCGGCCAGAUUGCUGCAUCCUGUGGAUCCAAGUCAGUCCAGCACUGUAACAUUCGGUGUAUGAACGGGGGAACAUGUGCAGAGGACCACUGCAAUUGUCAGAAAGGCUACGUUGGAAACCACUGCGGUCAACCGGUUUGUGAAAAUGGCUGUCUCAAUGGAGGACGGUGUGUGGGACCCAACAGAUGUGUGUGUACAUACGGCUUCACCGGGGCCCAGUGUGAGAGAGACUACCGCACCGGGCCGUGCUUCGCCUCGGUGAACAACCAGAUGUGUCAAGGCCAGCUCACGGGCAUUGUGUGCACAAAAACUCUGUGCUGCGCCACCGUGGGGCGGGCUUGGGGUCACCCCUGCGAGAUGUGCCCCGCUCAGCCUCACCCCUGCCGAAGAGGGUUCAUACCAAAUCACCGCACCGGGGCGUGCCAAGAUGUGGACGAGUGCCAUGCCAUCCCUGGCAUCUGUCAAGGAGGAAACUGCAUCAACACAGUGGGAUCCUUUGAAUGUAAAUGCCCCGCUGGGCACAAGUUCAAUGAGAUCUCGCAGAAAUGUGAAGAUCUAGAUGAGUGCGCAAACGUUCCAGGUCUCUGCGGCGUGGGUGAAUGCUCAAAUACUGUUGGCAGCUAUUUCUGCAAGUGUCCCCAAGGAUAUUAUACCUCUGUUGAUGGCUCCAAGUGUGUAGACGUUCGUGGCGGCUACUGCUACGCCAGCGUGCUGAACGGGCGCUGUGCCAACCAGAACUCCCAGCUGAUGACUAAGAUGCAGUGCUGUUGUGACAGCGGGCGCUGCUGGUCUGACGGCUCCGCUCCUGAGAUGUGCCCCAUUCGUGGAACAGAGGAGUACCAGAGACUGUGUAUCCAGAUCCCUGAAGCCGGCGGGGUAGCGCCGGGGCCAGGGGGUCCGGAUGUCCCCGGCAUCUACCCGCUUCCAUACCCUCGUCCAGGUCCCGGCCAAGGCCCCGGCCCCGGCCCCGGCACUGGCCUUGGGCCUCGUCUUUUCCCAGAGGUGAUUCCCAUCCAAGGUCCAUUCCAAACACCAAGCCCAUAUCCUCGGAUUCCAGAUCCACGCCAACCAGGCAUAAUCCUUUCACAGAAUAUCACCAACACGUGCCAGGCCUUCCGCAACCUGUGCCUGAACGGCAGGUGUAUCCCCACAGCAGGUAUUGGAUAUCGCUGUGAGUGCAACAUGGGGUUCAAGCUGGACGUCAGGGGCGAGUGCAUCGAUGAAGAUGAAUGUGACAAAAAGCCCUGUGCACACGGAGACUGUGUGAACAUGCCAGGGUCUUACAUCUGUCAGUGUCCUGCUGGAUUCCAGUCAACAGCAACUAGGACAGAGUGUCGAGAUCUGGAUGAAUGUGUGGCCAACGGUCGGAUCUGCAACAAUGGCCGCUGCGUGAACACUGACGGCAGCUUCCACUGCGUCUGCAAUGCUGGAUUUGAAAUUUCAACAGAUGGCAAAAAUUGUCAAGACCAGGAUGAGUGUCUGAUCAGGAACAUGUGCCUCAAUGGAUUGUGCAUCAAUGAAGACGGCAGCUUCAAAUGCAUCUGCAAACCAGGAUUCUUGCUUGACUCCAGUGGGCGCAUGUGUGUAGACAUUGAUGAGUGUGAGACUCCAGGCAUGUGUAUGAACGGCCACUGCAUCAACACCGAGGGAUCUUUCCGCUGCCAGUGUAUGGCUGGGAUGGCAGUGGGCUUGGAUGGAAGAAUCUGUGUUGACACGCACAUGCGCAGUACGUGUUACGGUGGCUACAAGCGGGGGCAGUGUGUUAGGGGAUUAUUUGGAGCCGUGACCAAGUCGGAGUGCUGCUGCGCCAGCACGGAGUACGCCUACGGAGAGCCCUGCCAACCCUGCCCGCCACAAGGCUCCGCGGACUUCCUGGCUUUGUGCCCCAACGGCGUCGGUACAACCGGCGAUAAAAGAGACAUUAAUGAAUGUGCCCUCGACCCCGACAUCUGCCAGAAUGGAGUGUGUGAAAACAUGCUGAGGACUUACAAAUGCACCUGCAACAUAGGCUUUGAGGUAGACCUGUCGGGCAAAAACUGUGUCGAUAUUGAUGAGUGUCUAAUGAACAGGCUGCUGUGUGACAACGGUCUGUGCAGGAACACGCCUGGAAGUUUCACGUGCCAGUGUCCAUCGGGUUUCCUCUUCGACCCGGAAACAGAUGUCUGCGAGGAUGUGGACGAGUGUGAGUCCAAGCCCUGCAUCAACGGAGUCUGUGUGAACAGGCAGGGAUCCUUUGCUUGCGUGUGUUCGACGGGCAGCGUCUUGGACAACACUGGGCUGGAAUGUAUAGAGACAGCGAUGGGCACCUGCUGGCUGAAGAUAAUCAACAAUCGCUGUGAGAUCAACAUCAACGGAGCCACGCUCAAGUCUCACUGCUGCGCCACACUGGGAGAAGCCUGGAACAGCCCAUGUGCUAAAUGUGAAAAAGAUCCCAUCUGUGGUAAAGGCUUUGCCAGAGUGAGAGGAAAUAACUGCGAGGAUGUGGACGAAUGUCAAGUUUUUCCUGGGGUGUGCGUCAAUGGCAAAUGCAUCAACACUCAAGGCUCCUUUUUCUGCCAGUGCCCUCCAGGAAUGACUGUCGAUGUCAGUGGGAGGACGUGUAUAGACCUGCGGACGGAGCACUGUUACCUCACCCACGACGAUGACCGCUGUGGGUUGCCUAUAGCGGGGAAGCACCGCGUGGACGCCUGCUGCUGCUCAGUUGGCGUGGCCUGGGGUCCCGAAUGUGACGAAUGUCCAGAAAGCGGCACGCCCGAAUACACCCAGCUCUGUCCUCGCGGUCCAGGCUUCUCGCAUAAGGGCGAUUUCAUCAAUGGCAGGCCAAUGCUCAAAGACAUCAAUGAAUGCAGGAUGAUCAACAGCCUGUGCUCUAAUGGGAGGUGCAGAAACACCAUCGGCAGCUUCCGUUGCCGCUGUGAUAGUGGCUAUGCGCUGGACUCUGAUGAAAGGAAUUGCACUGACAUUGAUGAGUGCCGCAUCUCUCCGGACCUGUGUGGAGAGGGAAGGUGUGUCAAUACGCCUGGAGAUUUUGAGUGCGAGUGCUUCGAAGGUUACGAGAGUGGCUUCAUGAUGAUGAAAAACUGCAUGGACAUCGAUGAGUGCGAGAGGAACCCUCUGCUGUGCCGUGGCGGUGACUGUGUAAACACAGAGGGCAGCUUCCAGUGUUUGUGCCCACAGGGACACGAGAUCGCGCCCGACGGCUCGGCCUGUCUAGAUAUCAACGAAUGUGAGUUGAGCGAUAGGCUGUGCAGGAACGGCCAGUGCAUCAACAUGAUCGGCCGUUACCAGUGCAGCUGCAACACGGGAUACAAAUCCACGGAAGACAAGCUGGAAUGCAUCGACAUUGACGAGUGCACGAUCGAGAACGGCGGUUGUGAGACUUUCUGCACCAACUCAGAGGGCAGCUACGAGUGCAGCUGCCACAGCGGAUACGCUCUGAUGCCCGAUUUGAGAAGCUGCACUGAUAUUGAUGAGUGCGAGGAGGGCCACGACAUCUGUGAUGGGGGCCAGUGCACCAACACCCCGGGGACGUACCAGUGCCUUUGCUUCGAUGGCUUCAUGUCAUCUGAGGACAUGAAGUCGUGUCUGGAUGUGGAUGAGUGCGAGCUGAACUCAAACAUCUGUCUGAGUGGGAACUGUGAGAACACGAAGGGAUCCUUCAUCUGUCACUGUGACCUUGGAUACUCUGUGCGUAAGGGAACCACAGGCUGCACAGAUAUCAAUGAGUGUGAGAUCGGAGCCCACAACUGCGACAAACAUGCGACCUGCACCAACACAGCGGGCAGUUUUAAAUGCAACUGCGCUCUCGGCUGGAUCGGCAACGGCCUCAAAUGCACAGACUUGGAUGAGUGUUCGAACGGGACACACAUGUGCAGCAACAACGCCGAGUGUCUCAACACCAUGGGUUCCUAUCGCUGCGCGUGCAAGGAGGGUUUCUCCGGAGAUGGAUUCUUCUGCUCAGACAGCGACGAGUGUGCAGAGAACGGGAACCUGUGUGAAAACGGCCACUGUCUGAAUCUGCCGGGCGGCUUCCGCUGCGAGUGUGACAUGGGCUUUAUCGCCACACCUGACGGCAAAUCCUGCGAAGACAUAGACGAAUGCACCUUCGCAGGCAUCUGUGUCAAUGGACGGUGUCAGAAUAUCCCAGGACUUUUCAGAUGUGAAUGUAACCCCGGAUAUGAACUGGACAGGAGUGGGGGCAACUGCACAGAUAUCAAUGAAUGUGCCUACCCGACCACCUGUAUUAAUGGAAUGUGUGUUAACGUCCCUGGAAGUUACCUCUGUAACUGCCCACCAGAUUUUGAACUCAACCCCACUCGGGUGGGCUGUGUAGACACUCGCUCUGGAAGCUGCUACCUGGACGUUCGUUUCCGGGGAGAUGCAUCAGAGAGUUUGGACUGCUCCAACGAGAUCGGCGUUGGAGUUUCCAAGGCAUCCUGCUGCUGCUCUUUGGGGAUGGGCUGGGGAAAUCCAUGCGAACAUUGCCCCGCUGUCAACACAACUGAGUACAAGACGUUGUGUCCUGGAGGAGAAGGCUUCAGACCAAACCCAAUCACUGUCAUCUUGGAAGACAUCAAUGAGUGUCAGGAGCUGCCAGGCUUGUGCCAGGGAGGACAGUGCAUCAACACCUUCGGCAGUUUCCAGUGUGAAUGUCCAAGAGGCUUUGCCCUCAACCAGGAGACCAGAGUCUGUGAAGACAUCAAUGAGUGUGAACAGCCAGGAAUCUGUGGUCCAGGCCAGUGCUACAACACGAUCGGCAACUACACCUGUAUCUGCCCCGCUGACUACAUGCCGGUCAACGGAGGGAACAACUGCAUGGACAUGAGAAAGAGCUACUGCUACAGAAACUUUUACUCAGACAAUCAGACAUGUGACGGGGAGCUGACCUUCAACAUGACGAAAAAGAUGUGCUGCUGCUCCUACAACAUCGGCCGUGCAUGGAAUAAACCCUGCGAACAGUGUCCCGUUCCCAGCACUGAUGAGUUUGCCACCCUGUGUGGCAGUGAGAGACCAGGAUAUUAUAUCGACAUCACAACUGGGCGGGUUAUUGAUAUUGAUGAGUGCAGGGAAAUCCCAGGAGUGUGUGAGAACGGGGUGUGUAUCAACAUGAUUGGCAGCUUCAGGUGCGAAUGCCCCAUCGGCUUCAUCUACAAUGACAAGCUGCUGAUUUGUGAAGAUAUUGAUGAGUGCCAAAAUGGGCCGGUCUGCCAGCCGAAUGCAAACUGUCUCAACACACCUGGAAGCUUCCGCUGCGACUGUAAACCUGGGUAUCGCUUCACUCCCACUGGACAGUGUUUAGAUCGUAACGAGUGCCUGGAGAACCCUGGCGUGUGCAACCCUGGUCAGUGCAUUGACACGCUGGGGAGCUAUCGCUGCAUCUGCCCCAACGGCUACAAAACAACUCGGGACCAGUCGAUGUGCAUCGAUGUGGAUGAGUGUGAGAGACAGCCCUGUGGCAACGGGACGUGCAAAAACACGGUGGGCUCCUACAACUGUCUGUGCUACCCCGGCUUUCAGAACUCUCACAACGGCGACUGCAUAGACAUCGAUGAGUGCGCAACGCAGAGGGGCUUGUGUCGAAACGGGCAGUGUGUGAACAUGGUGGGCAGCUUCCUCUGUGUGUGUAAUGACGGCUAUGAGCUGACAUUGGAUGGCAGACUGUGUGCAGAUAUCAAUGAGUGUGCAGUGAAUCCAGGAACAUGUGGCCCAGGAACCUGUCUGAAUAUGGAUGGGUCUUACAGGUGUAUUUGCCCACCAGGCUAUUAUCUUCAUGAGGAAACUUGUGAAGAUAUUAACGAGUGCUCCCAGUCGUCCGAGUUGUGCACAUUUGGCACCUGCUCCAACACUGAAGGAAGCUUCACCUGCUUGUGUCCCGAAGGCUUCCAGAUCUCUGCCUCCGGACGCAGAUGUUUAGAUGUCCGUGUCAACUACUGCUUCACCAAGUUUGAAAAUGGCCGCUGUCUGGCUCCGAAGCCCCAGAACACGUCGAAGGAGGCGUGCUGCUGCACGUCAAUGCCUGGUCAAGGUUGGGGAGACCCAUGUGAAAUCUGCCCCAGGAAAGGAGAAGACACAUACGUUGUCCUCUGUCCGACUGUGGGAUACGAACGUGGACGAGAAGGCGGACCAACAGAUAUUGAUGAAUGCAUCAAUGAUCCAUGUGUUAAUGGCCAGUGCAUCAACACAGACGGCUCCUUCCGUUGUGAAUGUCCCUUGGGAUACCACCUGGAUAUUAGUGGAGUCACAUGCAUAGACACAAAUGAGUGUGACAUUGGCAAUCCCUGUGGCAACGGCACAUGCACUAAUGUCAUCGGCGGGUUUGAGUGUGCGUGCGAUGACGGCUUCGAGCCUGGGCCAAUGAUGAACUGCGAAGACAUCAAUGAGUGUGCCCAGAAUCCUCUGCUGUGUGCCUUCCGCUGUGUUAACGUGGUGGGCUCGUACGAGUGUAAAUGCCCCACAGGCUACGUGCUGCGUGAGGACAAGAGGAUGUGUCGAGACCAGGAUGAGUGUGAAGACGGUAUAGAUGACUGCGAGAGCAGGGGAAUGAGAUGCAAGAACCUGAUCGGCACAUACAUGUGCAUCUGUAAUGCCGGAUACACACGCCAACCCAAUGGAGAGGGUUGCAUGGACCUGAAUGAGUGUGUUGCCAAACCGGGAAUCUGUAAGAACGGCCGCUGUGAGAACACAGUGGGAAGCUACCGCUGCAAAUGUGACCAGGGCUACAUCGCUAACCCCUCGCAGACAGAAUGCAUUGAUAACCGUCAGGGCUUCUGUUUCACCGAAGUCCUGACCACUCUUUGUCAGAUGAGUUCCAGUAACAGGAACUUGGUGACCAAGUCGGAGUGCUGCUGCGAUGGAGGCCGGGGCUGGGGCACCAACUGUGAGCUCUGCCCUCUGCCAGGGACCACCCAGUACAAGAAGAUGUGCCCACUUGGACCUGGGUACACCACAGAUGGCAGAGACAUUGACGAAUGUCGCGUGAUGGGAAACCUUUGCAAGAAUGGCCAGUGCAUCAACACUCUGGGAUCCUAUCACUGCGUCUGCAAAACUGGAUACACUGCUGACAUCAUCGCCACACAGUGUGUUGAUGUGGAUGAGUGCAUACAGGCACCAAAACCUUGUAACUUCAUCUGUAAGAACACAGAGGGAAGCUAUCUCUGUUCCUGCCCCCGAGGAUACAUCCUGCAGGAAGAUGGGAAGAGCUGCAGAGAUAUGGACGAGUGUUCAACCAAACAGCACAACUGUCAGUUCCUGUGUGUUAACACCAUCGGCGGCUUCACCUGCAAAUGUCCUUCUGGCUUCACCCAGCAUCACUCUGCCUGCAUUGACAACAAUGAAUGCUCAACAGACCCCAAUUUGUGUGGCUCCAACGGUAUGUGCCAGAACACUCCAGGCAGCUUCAAUUGCGACUGCCAGCGGGGAUUCUCAUUAGAUACCGCCGGACAAUCUUGUGAAGAUAUGGACGAGUGUGACGGAAACCAUAGGUGUCAGCAUGGAUGCCAGAACUUGGUGGGUGGAUACAGGUGCAGCUGUCCCCAAGGUUACCUGCAGCACUACCAGUGGAACCAGUGCGUUGAUGAGAACGAGUGUCUCAACAGCCAGAUCUGUGGGGGAGCGUCGUGCCACAACACCCUGGGAAGUUUCCGCUGCCUCUGCCCGACUGGCUUCAAUUACGAACAGAUCAACGGAGGCUGCUCAGACGUCAACGAGUGCUCCACCAGUCAUAACCCCUGCAAAUUCGGCUGUUCAAACACGGACGGGGGUUACCUCUGUGGAUGUCCACCUGGAUACUUCCGUGCGGGACAAGGGCACUGUGUCACAGGUUUGGGCUUCACAAGCAGCGAGGGGGAGGGCGGUGAUGUGGAUGACAAUUCAUUGUCACCUGAAGCCUGCUAUGAAUGCAAGAUCAACGGCUACCCCAAGAAGGGACGCAAGCGUCGCAGUACCAACUCAACACAGGAGGAGCUUCUGGAAAACAUGCAGCAGCUGACUGAGGAGGACGUGCUCAACCUGGCCAGCGUGGACGUUGAAGACACUCUCCAAUUCCACCUGAACAUCAGUGAGCUCAGUAACCGUGACCACAUCCUCGAGUUCACCCCAGCCUUAUCCACACUCAGCAACCAUGUGCGCUACAGCAUCGACCACGGAAAUGACGAAGGCUACUUCAAAAUCAACCAGAGGGAGGGUGUCAGCUACCUGCACUUGAGCAAGAAGAGGGUCCUCCUGCCAGGGACGUACGACCUUCAGAUCAGCAGUGCGCCUCUCUACAAGAAGAAAGAGCUAGCUGAGCUGGAGGACCAACAUGAUAAAGACUACCUCACAGGACAGCUGGGAGACAUACUGAAGAUGAGGGUGCAGCUCAUCCUCCAUUAACCAUCACAAGACUGAGAGAGGCAGAUGUUGCCAGCCGCUGCUAAUCCAGUGUCAGGCUCACACUCCCCAGAAGGCCAAACAUUUCUGACUCUGGGUCAGUAGUUGGGGGCAACCUCUACCUGCUCCAACAGGGAGAAGGGAUUGCCACCAAAGAGACAAGGGGGUAGGGAUGGGGAUGGUUGGGGAGCAGGAGCACAUCAUUUGAUUACCAAAGAUGAUUCUGCAUUUCAUAGAUACAGUUUCUAUGCAAAAUGCCAGGGUGAGUAAGGAAAUGUUUGAGUUCAGUCAAAUGAAACCCAUAACGCCCUGACACACAACUCCAGCUGUGUUUAAAGCACUAUUGAGGGUGUGAAUAGGUGUUUAAUUUGGGGAUUAUUGUUGUAUGAUAUGUGGAAUCAGAUGCCACUUUGAAGGGCAUGCAAGCUGCUCAGCUCUAAAUGCUGAGUUUGUUUUGAACUCAACUUAGAUGGAAGAAAAUAAGGUUGAGUCACAAUAGUCUGGAAUAAAUUCAUUUCCUCCCCUCGGGUAAAUGACUGAAAAAAAAAAAAACAUAUGGAAGUUAACACUGAUUUUUCUUCAGAUUUGAAUUCAGUGGAGAUUAAAUGGAUUGAGAAUGAUUAGGAGAGGAGAGGAACCCACUAUGGACUAUUGAGAUGUAGCCAUGUCUGAGCUUGAAUGAAUUCCUACUGCAUAUUUUAACUGCUUUUCCAUCUUUUCUACUGAUAGAAUAAUUCAUAUCUACUGGUGCUAGCAACACGUCCACAUAGACUUCUGAAUGCACUGCACUACUAUACAAAACUCAGUAGUCAUAACAAUACAACCCAUUGCUCAUUCUGAAGAUGUCCUUUCAGCUGAAACAGCUAGCGUCAAAAGCCUGCCUGCUCUCCUCUAUACUACAUGUAAAUUGUGUUUAUACUGUAAUCAAUGCCACUUUUAAUCUAUGAAGCAUUUGUAAACUAGAGGAAGCCCCCUUGUAAAUUAGAGGGGGUUGUAAUGGUGCUUAUAAUGACCAACUACUUCCUUUGUAAACUGUGUAUACAGACACACCUGCACACACAACUCAUUUGAUGAUGCCAAACCUGGGCCUUCAUGAUUAUGCACUGAGGUCUCCAUGGCCACACAUUUCCUCUCACAAGUAAAAUCAGUGCUGCAUCGCCACGGACCAGCCUGACACCAGUCUGUGUUCUCUGUUCACAUCAGUGAGGGUUUAGUUGUAAAUUCACAAUAAAAACAUAUUUUUUGGUGUAUA